UUCACAAAAAAUGAAGCAAAAGAAACACUAAAAGUUAAAAGAAGAAGAAGAAGAUAUUUUUAAAAAUUAAUUAAUUAGACCAGACCUACCGGUUUAUUCGUAGCGUCUCCGUCAACUAAUCGAACCACCCACCUAACCUAACUAGGGUUUUUGUUGUCAUGGAACAACCUGCAUCUUCUCCCAACACAACGCCACGUGGCUCUCCUCGGUCUAAGGAUCCCCAAAUGGAUGUGCAUCUUCCGGUGACCGAACCCGACCUCUCUUCUUCCUCCGUUUGGGACUGGGGCGAUCUCCUGGACUUCACCUUAGAUGAUCACUUCUCUAUCUCCCUUGACGACGGUAACAUGUAUCCUCCCCCGUUUGAAGCGUCUCCUUCAGUCCCGGAUCCGGAUCCGGAGCCAGUGUCCGGACCCGAUCGUGUCAGGAAGCGGGACCCGAGGAUGACUUGUUCGAAUUUUCUAGCUGGUCGAGUGCCUUGCGCUUGCCCCGAGAUUGACGAGCAAAUGGAGAAGCUUGAAGAAGAAGAGGCGGGGGCUCCGGGAAAGAAGCGAGCCCGAAUUGGACGGGUCGGGUCAGGGACGUCUCGGUGCCAAGUUCCGGCUUGCGAAGCGGAUAUUGCUGAACUUAAAGGUUACCAUAGAAGGCAUCGAGUUUGUCUCCAGUGUGCGAACUCGAGCACCGUUUUGAUCAAUGGUGAAAGCAAGAGAUAUUGCCAACAGUGUGGCAAGUUUCACCUGUUGUCGGAUUUUGAUGAAGGUAAAAGAAGUUGUCGAAGGAAACUAGAGCGUCAUAACAAUAGGCGGCGAAGGAAGCCUGUUGGUUCUAAGACUGAAGUCAACAAAGAAUCUCUAGGGGCUGUGCAAAGUGAAGACAUUGCUUGUGAUGGUGAAGCAGGAAAAGAUGAUUUAAGCUUGAGUGGCCAGACAGCCGAAGAACCUCCCUUUGAGUCUGAGGAUGGGCUUGUUUCUGCAGAUUGCUCAGCUCCCAUGUUGCAGACUGUUAAUAAUGAUAGCACUGUAGCUCUUAUUGACACAGGAACUGAUGGAGGGAAAGAGGACUUGAAGUUUUCCAUUUCUACUUCUUACCAUGACAAUAGGACUGCUUACUCAUCCAUGUGCCCUACAGGCAGGAUGUCAUUCAAGCUUUAUGAUUGGAAUCCGGCAGAAUUCCCACGAAGACUUCGGCACCAAAUUUUUCAAUGGUUGGCUGAUAUGCCUGUUGAGUUGGAAGGCUACAUCCGCCCUGGUUGCACAAUCUUGACUGUGUUUAUUUCAAUGCCAAAGAAUAUGUGGAUGAAGUUAUCUGAAAAUCCAAUGACCUACAUGCAUGACUUUGUCUUUACACCUGGAAGGAUGCUGCAUGGGAGAGGCCUCAUGACUAUUCAUCUUAACAACAUGAUUUUCCGUACCAGUAAAGGUGGAAGUUCUUUGGUGAAACUUGACAUGGGGGUGCAGGCCCCAAGACUUCAUUAUGUUCAUCCUUCAUGUUUUGAGGCUGGCAAGCCAAUGGAGUUUGUUGCUUGUGGAAGUAAUUUGCUGCAGCCCAAACUUCAGUUUCUAGUAUCUUUUGCUGGAAGGUAUCUACCGUAUGAUUAUUGUCUUGCUUCCGCACAUGUCAAUGCUACAGAGGGUUCUUCUAGUUGUGAUCAUCAAUUAUACAAAAUAUACGUCCCUCAAACUGAAUCAGAUCUCUUUGGCCCCGUAUUCAUUGAGGUUGAGAAUCAGUCUGGAUUAUCAAAUUUUAUUCCCGUCCUAAUUGGGGACAAGGACGUUUGUUCUGAGAUGAAGGUGAUACAGCAGGGAUUUGAGCAGGGGUUUGAUGCCUCUCUUUUUUGGGGAGGAUCACAGAUUUCUGCCAAUAAGUCGUCAUGUGAAACAUCAACUUUGCGACAAAAGGCAUAUUCUGAACUUGUUUUAGAUAUAGCAUGGUUAUUGAGGGAGCCUAAAUCGGAGAAUUUUCAAGAAACUAUGGCUUCUUCUCAAAUUCAGAGAUUCAAUUGUUUAUUGAAUUUUCUCAUACAAAACAAAUCAACGGUCAUUUUGAAGAAAGUCUUACAAAAUCUUAAGAAUGUGGUGGAGGAGGCUGGGUUUAAUGGAACCGAUGAUCCUGAUACAAGGUUAUUAAAGAAGUAUAUGGAUUACGCUAGAGAUAUCCUUAAAAACAAGCUUCAAGAAGGUGAAAGGCCAGUGCUUCUUUCAAAGUACAUCGAGCAAGAAGGAAAAUGGAAUUCUCAGAGCAGCUUAAAAAAUGAUGGCCUAUUUGUCCCAAAUGGUUCUCAGUACCCUGUUCCACAGUCGUGUUCUGUGCUUAUUAGGACAUGGGUAUGGAGAUAUGGACUGGAAGAAAUUGUGUUUUGAGAACAUACUAGUAUCUGACACUUACUGCAAGUCCAAGUAACAUAAGUUUGCAUUGUCUUCAUUUUGGCUACUGAGGAACGCACAUGUUCCGUUAUGAAAGAUAAGACACCGUUGAGGAGAGUAUUAGAGGGGUUUUGGAAAUCUCCAAUGUCAUUUAUACAGCUUUUACAUAUAAUACAUAUUUUGCUUCUAAUAAUGAUGUUUUAUUUGCAGGACUUGGGGGAAAGGACUAAUGCUAAAUUCCAAACAAUGAUGGCAUCAACUACUUUGACUCGAAGUGAGACUGUUCCGCUUUUAAACAAAGAAAUUGUUAUGAAUGUGAACCUUAGCAAGGAGCGCCCCAGAAAAUCGUGUAGUACCAUUUUUGCCACCACAACAUUGAGAUCUUGUCCCGCCUUAUUUGUAGUUGCUACUGCUGCUAUUUGCUUGGGGAUCUGUGCAGUCUUUCUCCACCCUAACAGGGUUGGUGAGUUUGCUGUAACGAUACGCAGGUGUUUGUCGAAACGGUCUUACAUGAUCGAAUGAGGUCUCGAACAAAAUUGAGUUAUGCACCGAUCUCAUAUGUAAAUACUUGAAUGUAUGUUCUUGAUCCGGUGACAUCAAUCUGUCCGAAAGCUUCAGCCUUGUCAUUUUGCUCCUCGACACAUGCUACCUGGAUUCAGAGUAUCAGGUACAGGUAUUUGCCCGUCAGGGAUAGACUCAAUUUGUUUCUCUCAAGUGUUUUCAUAUAUUUAGAGAAUCAGAGUUCGGGUAACAUUGUCACGUGUCUGGCAAAAUGGGGCAUCUGGAAGCAUGAAGGUUGUUGAAUGUAAUAUGAAUGAGGGUAAUAUUUGAUAUAACAUUGUAAAAUCUUAAAAUUUAUCAUUGCUAAGCAAAUUUGGGUGUAUUAUAACUAGUGUUGUAUUCAUAAAUGAUUAACAAAGCGUUCUCCAUGUUCCGAGAGAAAUAAAA
Molecule: messenger RNA, 3308 nt
Organism: Gossypium arboreum
Lineage: Eukaryota; Viridiplantae; Streptophyta; Magnoliopsida; Malvales; Malvaceae
Product: squamosa promoter-binding-like protein 7
Exons: 10
Coding region: 159-2357 (732 amino acids)
Cellular component (GO): nucleus
Molecular function (GO): DNA binding
Source: RefSeq, a predicted model, not a curated record